UUCCCAGCGGACGUUAGUAAUAAAAAACAUUCAAAAAUUAAUUUAAAAAUUAUUACAUUAACCAUAAAAAAUUAUUAAUAUUCUAUAUACAGUAUUAUCAGUCAAUACAAUUUGUAGAUUAGAAAAUCUUUUUUGAUUAUAAAAGAUUGAUACAUUUAUUAUAGUGUACAAAAAUGUGAAUAAAUAGAACAGAGUGUGUGUGAAAACUACUGCACAACCCUUCUAUAUUCAUCAAGAAUUUAAUCGGUAUUACUAGUGAGCUUAACCUCAACUCGCUACAUCAACAUCUCAAUUUUUAUUACGUUAAUACAUAAUUGCUAUAUAUUUAUUCUGUGUUUAAAGGAUUUAAUUAAAUUGCUACAUUAGCAUCAUAUGAUAAUAUCACACAUCAUGCCUAAAUAGAGUGCACGGAUUCAUAUCUAGAGCUAGAGCGUACGUUUCCAGGAACUUUUAGUCGCUUCGUGUGUGAAACAUUCUUCUUGUUCAGAGGCAAAGUUUGCUUACGAAAGCCGCGUGUUACGACUUACGACUUACGACCCACGCGAUAGUUUACGCUUCAUGGCGAUUCUGUGUGUUAUAGAAUCAGUCACUGGUGGACCUAAUAUUCAUCUUUUCUCGGGCUAAACUGUCCAGCGUUCUUUACGCAAAGUUUACAUACUCCGUGUAAAAAAAGCAGUGUUGUUUAUUUAUGUAAUUUGUGAGAGUAUAUAUCUAAGGCGCGAAAAUUGUACCUUGUGUACAUCACAUAUUUCAAACAGGUGUCCAAAACCUAAAUUGUACAGAUUCGUGUAUGUUGUAGAAUAAAUUAAACACAACCAUCGAAACUUAUAUUGUGUCUUGUAUUAACUAUUACAUCAAUUGUACACAUAUAAGGUGCCUAUAUAGAACAUACACGUAUAUAUAACAGAAGUGUUUUCUAAAGAAAAUACCUCGAAUUGGUAAUUUGUAAACUCGAGGAAUAAAUGAAUAUAUCGUAUUUAUAUAAGUGUUUUCGAAAGAUGAAAUUGGUGUGGAAUUAGUGAUUUGGAAACUGGAGAAAUUAACGACUUAUUAAAGAUUAAUUGUUUCCAUAUAUAGAUUAACGGAUGGUAGAAAGUAGUAUUGUUUUAUUAAAAACUUCCGGGACGGUUCUUUAGUUUUCUUUUUUUAGCGAAUGAUUGGCCCAGUUUCGAAAUCGUGGUUAAUAUAGCGAUAACUGACUGAAGAUUGCUCGAAAUUAAAAAGAACGCGGUUUUACAUAUGUGAUACGGCUAUCUUCGCAAUUUUUCUUCUUAAUGUACUAAAAAUAUUAUAUUUUCAAGUAAACGUUUAUGGAUUUAAUCUUUAUCGAUCGUUACUAUUGUUCGAUCAAAAUGUCGGUAACUAUUACGUUAUACGUACUUAUGUAUUUGGCGAAUAUAAUUCACGGUUCCACAUUAACUGCACCCCCGCAAUCGGCAGUGGUUGUCGCUUUCGAAGAUAUCUAUGACAUAUCUUUACUAGCCAACACUUUGUCGGAUCAAGGGAUCGAUACAACGUUAAUUAUACCGGAGUCCAACGAAGACGAAGUUUACGAAACUUUGAUCGAUGUUGAAGUGCUUACAGUGAAAAUGGAAGUUGACAAAUCUGCAUAUUCUACAAAGAAAACGAUUCAAGCCUGUGAAGCUUUGUUAAAAGAUGAACAAAUCGCGAAGAAGAUACAGGAAAUUCAACCUACCUUCACUGUAUUUCCUGCACUUUGGCACGAUGGAUGUUUGCUUCCAUGGGCAAGAGCUAUUGAGUCUAUUCCAGUGAUAUGGACGCGCAAUCGAGAAGAAGAACUGUAUGUUUUCGAAUAUACUGGUGCCGCUUUAUCGGUCCAGAAUACAGGAGUUUGGACCAGGUUGUGGAUGAGUACUACAAGGAGGUCAAUAUUCUCCACGGCUCGGGAUGAGUACGCGGUGUAUGCUCUCCGGAUAGUGGGAAAAUACUUGCCAGACAUCAGUCUCAAUUUAGAUAAUCUAUACGCUGAUGUUCGCCUUAUACUUUGGGACGCUGACGUUAUCCUACGCUCGGAUUAUGCAUUACUCACCCAGCUGAUAGUGGAAAUCGGCUGUCAUCACUGUAGAGGGGCACAUCCAUUACAAAGCGAUCUACACAAGGCUCUGAUCGAGUAUCGAGUGGGUACAAUUGUGGCUCUUCUGGAUGAGAAUUAUGAGACGUUAAUUAGGGAGCUUGCACAGAAAUUACCUCAAGGCAGGGAGGGCCAAGCAGUAGUUUGGAAGAACAUGAAAUGGCAAAAUUCAAAUAAUGCUCUACCAGAAAAUCUUUUCGUUCACUCGAGAAUUGAUCGGCAAGAUUUAAUAGGUUAUGGACGUACAAGAGUGGUAUUAAGUCACUGUGCAGACACAGAACUCCUCGAAGCUGCUUUCCAUGGAACUCCAGUCAUAUGUUUCCCCAGAAAUCCCAACGAAUUUAAAAAUGCUGCACGAGCGGUUCAGUUAGGCUUUGCACGUUCCGCUGAAGAGAUUCAUAUUUCAUCUGGUGAAGAACUAGCUAAUACUGUGACUCAGAUUCAUGAAACCAUGGACUAUCGCGAGAAUGCUAGAAAAGUAUCUUUAACCAUUCGUGAUAGAAUAAAUCCUGCUGUGGAUAGGUUAAUCUAUUGGUUGCGUUACAUGGCAAGGACAAAGGAUUGGAAUUUAGACUUCCUAACUCCAAUCAGUCCAGCGAGGACCUUGAAUGAAGAUCUCCAAUUCUUCCUUGGUCUCUUUGUAGGUAUUAUAGUUGGAAUAUUUUCGACAAUAGGUUGUAUGUUAGCAAGAUAUUUAGUCAUAUCUAAAAGAACACAAAGAUCAAAGGGAAGAUAUACACGAUAAAAAUGUGAUUGAUCUAAAAGAGGAGAAAAAAAACAUGGAUUCGAUAGGAUGGAUAAUUACGGACACGUUUCGCAUAUGUAUUUAUAUAAAUGCACGUAGAGUACAGGUACAUACAAAUACAAAUGUUACGAGCUAGGGUUUAUCUCAUUGCUAAUGAAGAGAUGUAACUAUUACGAGAAUACUUGAUCGAUAAGAUUGAUUGAUGAUUGAUUGCUUGCUUGGAAAAAGCUAGAAUGUAUGAUGUAGCAUAUUAUCAACGACGAGGAGAGAAAAAUAAAUUACAAUUUGUCAAUACUGCGCUCUGUAUGUCGUCUCGUUGCACGAGUGCUCGCUCGUGUGCGUUAUCGCCUAAAUCCUUAAAAACGUACGGACGAAUCAGUACUUAUAGUUCAUUCGAUUCUCUUUCUCUCUAGCUCGUUCGCUCUCUCUCUCUCUCUCUCUCUCUCUUUUAAGGCCAUGUUCCUCUAAUUAGAUCAGCUGCCUUUGUUUAUGCCGUUCAAACAGAGAUUGAUUUAUUCAUGCAACGAAUAUACAGUGUGUUCCAUUCUAAGCAUUGAUAUUUCAUAUCAUUCAAAUUAUUUCAAUGUCGAGAUUUAAAUGAGAUUUCAAUGUUAUCAUUGUUUAUUUUCACGUCUUCAUUUUAUUCUGUUUUUGUAAUCCAUGAAAGAUGUACAUUGGAUUAAUUUGUAUAUUUGAAAUCUUGUAAACAAAUGAAAAAUAUGAAAAUAGGUUUUCUUCAUAAUCUUUGUAGAAUAAUAGUGAAACAUUUUUCACUUGCAACGAAUAAUUUUCGGAAUCGUUCAAAGAUAUAAUCUAAAUAUAACACCCUGUACAUUCGCAUAUCGUUGCUAUCGACACAUGUCAUCAAACAAUUCGUUACCUCAUAUAGAUUUAAGAAAAAAAGAUCAUCGUCACGUAAGACGGGUGUAAAAAAACCGAUCUUCGUAUAAAAUAUUGGUCAUUGUAAAAAGAAGAAAAAAAUACAGAGUAAAAGCUGUACAUAUAUUCAGUAUAAAAAAUUGUUUUUAGUAUAAAAAAGAAGAUUAAAAAAUUGUCUCGUAAAAGCGAAAAAUCAUCGAGCAAUCGUAAUUAAGAGAUCGCGACACAUGAUCAAUUCGGACUUCGUAAUUGACUAGACUGUGAUCCAUCUAGAUCAGCGUGGCUGAAAUGCGACGAAACGGUAGCUUCCACUUCGCGCAAUGAGAUAUUAUAGAACGUUACUCCCUAUGAAGAAAUACAAUAAAAUAUACUGAUGGAAGUUGUUUCAUGAGGAUGAAUAAAAAGCAAAGAAACGAAAUGAAAGAACAAAGAAAGGAAAAAUAAAAGAUGAGAGGAGGGAGGCUGCGGAAAACGCAGGAGCGAUCACUCUUUUCAAAAUGCUCCAGUUUCUCUCUCAAUGCAGCAUUCAAUGAAUCUAAUUAACAUCGAUCGUGUUUUCAUGCAUAGCUGGCAGAAGCGAUAUAGCGUGAUUACAAGUCUAUUUCAUAGCCCUAACGGCAAUCUAAAACAUAGAUAUAUUAUGUCAACUCAGAAUUGCUUCUUCGUUUGUAGCACAUUUAAACAAAUAUUGUACAUUAUACAAUUUGAGAAGCAAAUUUUAGAAUUUCAUAAUUUACUAUCUUUUCACACAGUGCACAUUAUACUAAAAUUGUGAAUAUACAUUCACACAUUUAAGUAUCAGUUCACGUUUAUAACUUGAAGUUCAAGAUGCCGCUAUGAGACACCUAUGAUUCUAGAUGCGACAAUAUCAAUGUCGCCGUUUAAUGUUUCAAUUUAUAUAACCUCACUAUGUUGCUUCCACCAACAAUACAUGUUCUGUAUGUAUAUAUGCUUAUCUAUAUACAGCGCGGCAGUCGUGGACGUAAAAUCUACAAAACGGUAAGGAGACAGUAUGUACAGUCAUUGGCAGAAUUGUUCCCGAAUCGAGUGACUCGAGGCGAACUGUCGAGAGCGGAUAUGUGUUGCUAUCGCGGCCUCCUUUUCCUUUAUUUGUUCCCUACACUCCUCUCCCGCUCUCUGUACUCUUUUCUCUGAUGUAGACUCUCGCUUUCGUAGUCCGCCUCGCUCCUCGUAACUCGCAUUGUUCGCCGAUACGCGGCCGACAUACUGCGAGUAGUGUACAGUGAGUCGUGAAAGUACAUAUUUAGACGCCUGCAGACGUAAAGCAUAACGCGUAUGGCUUGCAUAAGUUACGCUGGAACUUUUAAAAUAUGGUUCCAAGAGGCUAUAUAGCUUGGACAAAUUCGGGGGAGCCGCUCAAGAUCGUCGCUUCGCCAUCCUCACCACUCAAUGUUUGGUCACUAUAUCGUUAUAUCUUUAACAUUUUUUUAUAAUUCGGACUUUGACAUAUUUUAUUAUUGAUAAUUAUAAAAUGUUACGUUAAAUAUGAAAAUUAUGUUCAAAAGUUAUUGGAUGCGUUAUAGCCAGAACAGUAUUUUAAAAGUUUCGGUAUAACCUAUAUAGCGUUUCAUUUCCGGCUGCAAAGCGCAUAAGCGUAUUUUUGCAGCUCACUGUAAUUCGCUUCGUAUUUAGGUGAAGACAAGGUGGUUCUAGGCGCUAGAGAGCAUUGGUAUACAAUGAGAUACCUACACAUCGUGGAGGUUUUUACUUCGAAUAUAAAUAAGACUCUCGCGCCAUACGCAAAUGUGCGAGCACGAACAGAAAAUUAGAAAAGAAGAGGAAAACAAAAAUAUGGAAAGAAAGGAAACAGUUGAAAAAUGGAAAGAAAGGAAUAGAGGGAAGAAUGGUCGUCGAGUGGCCUAAUAUCUCGCCUAUAUUACUCUAUUUCAUCCUCGUGUUCAGAUUCUCGCUUAUCCGGACACUCGAUCUCGUUCACGCGGAAACACUCGCACGCUUCUCUAUUAUCGUCAUGUUCUCACUCUCUCUCCCUCUCGCGUCAGCAAAAAUCGUAAAUUAUUAACAUAUUGAGUUUCAGCCAAGGAUCAGUACGCUGCGAAUACGUUUAGCUGCUCUCAAUGUCGAAUAAAAUAUUCAUCGCUACACAGUAGUUUCAUCGAUUAAAACAAGAUCCUUUUCGAAAGGUUCAAUUUCGCUCUUCCUACGAUUACGUAAAUUGUAGUAUAAGACGAGCACUAUUGCGCGCAUGAUAUAUGCUCUUAUAGUCGAGCCCAAUUCCCGUUACAUUUUUAGAUAUCCGUGGAAAUUGGUGAAUUGGUAAUUUUUCAUCGUCGAUCCUCAACAUGUUAACAUUUACAUAAAUAAUGGUGCACCUGAGAGCCAGACUAAUAUAAUAAGCCACGUAACUGUGCAACCGCAUAGACACCUUGGACUCACUGUCGCAACGUUAAUACUGAGACGACUCCAGUUUUAUGACAGGCAUCUUUUUUACUCCAAAGUUCUUUCUACAGGAUGUUCUAUUUUGCUUGGAUUAUUUUAAAUAUCUCUAUGGUGUUUGAUAAUAUGAAAAAUGAUGCUUUCUAAAAUAACUAAAUUUUGUUUAUCUUAAGAGAUAUUUCGGCGAUUGUUCAGAAUUGUUUUCGAUUAUUCAAUAAUUCAGGAUUACUCAAAGUUCAGAUUUUUUUAUAUGUUAACACUUCCACAAGUAACUCAGUAACAAUUCUUUCAAUUGAAAGCAAUAUGACUUUUUGAUGGGUGUAAUUAAUCCGUUUCUAUUACCAAAAACAACAGAGAUAUUAAGGUAUCACGUGUAUCAUUUUGUACAUCGUAAACACGUUUAGAUACAUCCUGACAUCUUAACAUUCUAACCGUCCGGAAACUACAUUAUAUACGCUCAAGGUCGAUAGUUGCCGAAGCGCGGUGGACUUACGACACUCUGACUGUCAGGUACAGAAUGCACUAUAAACGUAACGUGUUACUCUUCGUAGCCUCUCGCGGCGCUUUUCUCUACUCGGCACGCGACUGACUUCCAUAUCUGGAGCCAAAUCGGCCUCGAUUGAAUUAACUUAAACAAACAAAAAAAAAAAAAAAAAAAAGAAAAAAAUACAAACUAAAAGAAACAAA
Messenger RNA from Bombus huntii, 6818 nucleotides. Its product is annotated as UDP-glucuronosyltransferase 2A2-like. The coding region runs from base 1311 to 2837 and encodes 508 amino acids. The transcript is spliced from 4 exons. The record is from RefSeq and is a predicted model, not a curated record. NCBI's taxonomy places the organism in Eukaryota, Metazoa, Arthropoda, Insecta, Hymenoptera, Apidae. Gene Ontology annotation, molecular function: UDP-glycosyltransferase activity.